AUGGGGAAUGUGACGAGAACAAAGUCACAUUCUCAUGCACGAUACGCCGAUUAUCAAUAAUUUACCGAUAACCUCGGGGUAGUCCAAGGUAACACAAGUCCUAUAUCCCACCUACCCUCCCUAUAACUACACUUGCAUGUUACAUAUAGCACAUACGUAGUCCCCAAAAGCAUAACCAAGAGCCAUCGCACACAGCCCCUAACUUAUCACAUCCAUCAAUCCCAUUCUAACACCUCAUCCCCAUCAUGGAGAAAUACGCAACAUACCCAAGCCUGCGGGGCAAGAAGGUGCUGAUCACAGGCGGGGCCGAAGGCAUCGGCGCAGCCUCAGUCGAGCUGUUCUGCCGCCAAGGCAGCAUCGUCAUCUUCCUGGACUACUCCGCCUCCUCCGCGCAAGCGCUCCUCGACAAAAUCAAGGCCAUCCCCGGGGCCUCGCAGCCCUCGUUCCUGCACUGCGACGUGACGGACCUCGCGCGGCUCAAGGCGUGCGCGGAGGAGGUUCUCGCCACCCACGGCGCCGUCGACGUGUUACUCAACAACGCGGCGCGCGCCGGCGCGCUCACUCGUGUCCCUACGGAUGAAGUCACGCCCGAGAGCUGGGACCUCGAUGUUAAUGUGAAUCUGCGACACCAGUUCUUCCUCACGCAGGCCGUGGUGCCCGCGAUGCGGGCGCAGCGCGCCGGGAGUAUUAUCAACAUGGGCUCGAUUACGUGGCGGAUCCCGGCGACGGGGCUGCCGGUGUACACGCUGUGCAAGGCGGCGGUGGUCGGGAUGACGCGCACGCAUAGUAAGGAGUUUGGCCCGUUUGGGGUGCGGGUGAAUAGUGUGGUUCCCGGCGCUGUGGCGACGCAGAGGCAGAUUGAGGAGGUUAUGACGGAGGAGUACCGCGAGGAGGUGUUUGCCGCGCAGAGUCUGAAGAGGGAUAUUUUGCCUGAUGAGGUUGCGCGGUUGAUUUUGUUUUUGGCGGCGGAUGAUUCGAGUGCGAUUACGGGGGGGAGUUAUGUUAUUGAUGGGGGGUGGGUUAGUGAUAUAUAGAUGCUUAGGGCUUUGGAUGUUUUUUUGCUGUUUCGGGUGACGACAGUAUAGGGGCAGGUACCUAGUUCAUCACUAACAUUGGAGGUUUUUGACGAUAUGAAUAAAUUUAUAAGACAGUUACGAAUUAACUUAUGUACAAAGACCGUUUCCCUCCUUUAUG
This is a messenger RNA of Annulohypoxylon maeteangense, 1194 nucleotides long. Its product is annotated as 3-oxoacyl-reductase. The record is from RefSeq and is a predicted model, not a curated record. Lineage: Eukaryota; Fungi; Ascomycota; Sordariomycetes; Xylariales; Hypoxylaceae. The coding region runs from base 246 to 1034 and encodes 262 amino acids. The transcript has a single exon.